UUGUUUUAGUUUUUGGCAAGCUCUCGCGACUUGCACCCAUGCAGCAGAUCAGAAUUUGGCCUCCAGCGUUGGAAUGGGUUCUGACAAUGCGGGCAGGCCGUGGCUGGCUCUGAGCAGCAGCAGCAGGGGAAGUUGCGAGCCAUCGCCUGAGCAGGAAACGGGCACUGAGGCGCGUGCUCGAGCACAGGGGCAGUCCUGUCGGUGCAGGCUGUGAUCCUGUGCGAGGCAUCUCUCACUGCAGAAGACUCCUGGCUCCCCAAAAGAGCUUGCCGUGAGAACAAUGAAGAAUUACACCAGUGAGCGGCUUCCUCUGCUACCAACCAGCUCCGGCAGCACUGUGGGUUGCAGCGUGCUGAGGAACAUCGGCACGAGCGUUCCCCCGCAUCUCCCCUUGGCCUGCAAAGGAUCCCGGCAGUGGUGCCCAGGCGGCAGGGCUGUGCUCCAUCCACCCCAUGACACUCUCGCUCACUCGCACGCACUCACGUGCUGCGGUAAUGGUUUAAUAGCAGCCCCACCCAGCUCAGCAAGACGGACUUGCAGCGUAAGCAAAAGCUGGGGAAUCUCGCCGCUGUGCGCAGUGCUCUGUGAGCGCUUCGCUCGCCUUUUGAGAGAGGACUCGGAGUCGCUGGACGGCUGCAUUCAGAGCACGUUAUCAGCUCUCUACCCUCCGUUCGAGGCUACGGCCGCCACCGUGCUGUGCCAAGUUUUUGAUGUGGUGGAGAAGACGUACCGUGGGGAUGGACUGCGCUACCUCAUAGACUUCCUGAUUCCAGCCAAGCACAUCCUGCAGUGCAUUCAGCAGGAUGCCUGUGUUCAGUACUGUGGCUUGCUGUUUCGCCACGAGGGCUGGCCCCUGUGCAUUCACGAGAAGAUUGUAGUCCAGCUGGCUUCCAUUGACUGGCGAAUCUUGAAGCCUGGUGACUUCUACCUGCAGGUGGUUCCCUAUCUGAAGAAGUCUCCACGGAUCGUAUUGAAGUGUUUAGCAAAAGACAAGCAUAAUGUAGAAGAAGUUGUGAUUCCAGAAGUUUCCUAUACCUCUAUUUUUACUCUGGAAUGGUUGAGUACUAUCAAUGGAGAGCGGAUGGGUAUAGCACUGGAAAAUUGUUUACUGACCACUGAUGAUAAAAUAUUUCGUGUUCCCUGGGAUAACGUGGUUAAUCCGGAAUUUAUAAAUAAACCAAAAAUAAUUGAAAAUAAUAUUACUACUCCAGAGACAACAGGGAAACCUUCACUCUUGUGUCUCCCCAUGGACCAUGCUGAGCGCAGUUUGCCAGACCUAGAAUCACAGUGUGUACAGGAACAAAAUCCAAAUUGCAACAACCUGGUUGUUAACAGCCCAGCUCCACAGUUAGGUGAAGCCCUUGUCAAUGGUGUGUGUUCCAGUCCUGUUCCUGAAGAGGAUUUGCAAAGUGACCUUGAAGGAGAGUACGUUGAGCUUGCCCAAGUUUCACUGCCCCGGUUUGGAUCACAGACAGGCUCGUUAACCCAGUCACUGGCUUUAAGUUAUCUGACUCAGCCUAGGACAAGAGUGGAUGCAUCUAAAGGCAAGCACAGAUUUAUUGUCAUUCAAGAUAGCACCUACUCCAAGAACUUAGUUCACUCAGCACUUAUGCAAAAGGAGCACUGUCAGAUGGACACUCUGAGCACUUCUCCAGGAGUUCUCAACAAUGUAAUUCCUUUGGAAAGCAACAAAACAACGGCAUGUGAAGAGCUGUCUCCAGAAGGUCAGCUGCUGUCAGGUGCUCCUGGGAGCAUGGGAAACAGUUUUCCUGCAACUGCAGCUCCUUCUUGCAGUGCAGAAGAUGCCUGUGCUGCAGAGCAGGAGGCCUGCAGUGAGUGCUCUGUGGAUUGGCAGUGUGCGCUGUGCGGCAACGGUGACGUGUGUGCUGGAGAUGGUGUCAGCUGCAAAGCACAAAUGACUGGUUCUACUGGAAACAUGGAAUUAGAAAGCGAUGGUUCUAGCAUAAAUCCUGGUGUUGAAAUGCUGGAGCAGAGCCCAGAAACAAAUCCAGAUGCUUCUGCUGAAGAGGAGGUUAUGGAAGAACGUGGAGAACUGCUGACAGAGCAUCAACGUGAGGUGACACAGGUGGAUCCUUCUCUCGGGUCUGUCCUGGGGCCUUUGGGACCAUGCUGCACAUUGAAGGAAGGUCCCAAUGCUUCUUGCCAGAGUGCUGGUGAAAGUACUGCGCCAGCCCAGGCCACUGCAUUGCCUGCCACACCUGAGAGUUCAGCUGUGGGUGUGGAGAGAGGCUCUCCUUCAGGGAACUUGGCAGAUGCAGCAGCAGUCCAAGCUUGUUGCGCUGAUCUGGAAACAAAUUGUAGCUCUCCAGUAAAUCCUCCAGAACAGCUGAACCGAGGAGAAGUAGAUGAAAUAGAGGUGGGAAGAAGAGAGAGCCCCGAGGAUGUCAAAGAGAUUGAACAAGUGCAGGCUGUGAAGGAGCAUCAGAGUUGCUGUAGUUGCUGUAAUACCAACGCUCCUGUGGAUGGAGUGCUUUCAGAUGGUGAAGAGCAAGAGGUCCCUGCUUGUCAGCACAAGGGAGCUGAAGAUGCCAUGCUGCCCCAAACUGCACUGCCAGCAGAGAGCGAGCAGGUGGCAGAACAGUCAGGUAGCAGUGGAUCUUUGCUGGGUCUUGACCCUCAAGCAGAAGACUCGAGUCAGUUUGGAAGCCUCAAAUCUGGAGAGAGGUGUGGGGAUCCACGAGGGUGGACAGAAAAUCAUGGCCAUGGAAGUGGAGUGAACUCUAUGCUGAACUCAGAGUGUGUUUCAGCCCAGGACUUGCAGGGAGGGGAGGAGAACAAAGACAGUUUUUCUGAUGUGGAUAGGUCAAAGGCAGUAGCCUUAAAAACACUGGAAUCCAUAAAAGAGGAGCUGGAGGUUGGACCACUGUCCUCAGGACCUGCUGAGGGGAACAUAGAGCCCACUGCUCUGCACUCCCACCCAGAGGCAGUUCCAGAAGCAUCAUCUCCUAAAGGCAUGGUAUCGGACGGGGCAGAGGUGGUAAAGGAAGCAACUGGAACAGAUGUGUUGAAGCCAGCAGAUAAAGCCUGUGCCCUGGAGGAAACCUCAACACCUGUUAGUCCCCCCAGAUCCCCAGCUCCUGGGGCUGCUUGGGGCGGCCGGUCUGCACCUUCCAUAGUCAAGGAUGUCAACCCUGAAGUGCUCAGGAGUGGAGUUGCCUGCCUGCCUGGUACCAGAGAUAAAUCAGGACGUGCAGUGGCAAUCAUAACAACAAGGAACACAGCCUGGUUAAACCCUCACUGCAACACCACCGAGCUGGUUCGCCUCCUCCUGUACCUGCACAGCAUCCCGAGACCCGAGUGUCAGGCUUUGGGUCUGACUGUUCUUGUGGAUGCUCGUCGCUGUUCGCCGGUUCCUGCUCUCUUCAAGGCAUUCAGCAUUUUGCAGGACAUGGAUCCUCAUUGCAUUCAUGGAGUACUGCUUCUGGUUGAAAGAGAUCUGACUUUUCGGAUGGAGAAGCCAGCAGCAGGACAGUUUGAAAUUCUCACCUCCAUGAAAUCCCUCCAUAAGCACAUAGACAGCUCACAGCUGCCUCUGGAACUGGAAGGAACCUUCCCAUACUGCCACCGGGACUGGUUAAGUUUCCGUAUGAAACUGGAACACUUGCUACAAGGAUGCCAGGGGGCUUGUGCCUUCCUCCAGGGAGCCAUUCAUAAAGUGGAAUCUGGAAAAUUACCAGAAAGAGCUGAGGAGGCUGCUGUGCUGCUGAGGAACUACAGGCAGCUGAUGAAGAAUGUUCUGGAGGAUGCACGGCUGGUCAGGCUGCAGCUGGAGGGUGGAGCACUGCUGGCCAGGCUGAGGAAGGAGGAGUCUUGUGUCACCCUCACCCAGGACUACAGGGACGCGCUUGAUGCUGCUGGUGUGCUUUAUAAUCGAGUUGAUGAGGGCGUUCACCGGCUGGUGAUGGCGUCAAAUAAACGCAUCCAGGAACUGGAGCUGGUGAUGGAGUUUGAGAAAGUGGAAGAAUGUUUUAAGGAGGUCAGCAGUUGGAUUGAGAAUGUUGGCAGAAAAAAGCUGAAGGAGAUGAUCAACCUGGACGAUUCUUUGGAGAUGCUGCUUCAAGCACAGAAGCAGUUCAGGGAGUUUGAUCUUGUUGCCAGUGAGUAUUGCAGAAGGGGACAGGAAGCACUUAAGAAGAUGGAUCGUUGGGAAGACUUUUCCUCUGUGGAUGUACAUUCUUACAGAGUGAAGCUGCAGACCUACAGAGAUCAACUGGAAGAAUUCUGCACUCAACUGGAUGAAAGCAGGCAUCGAGUCUGUGAGACAGUCAGGCUGUAUGAAUUCUUUGACAAGGCGUACGAGUGGGCCUUGGAAGGGAUGCGACACCUCGCCUGCAUCAGCAUGGAGGAGUGCAGCUCCGCCGAGCACUGCGCCGGGGUCAUCAAGUGCCUGGAGAGCUACAAGGAGCAGCACCCAGACAUCAGCGAUGCCCGCUUCCAGGAGAUGAAGGAGCUGGCCUGCGAGCUGAAGAGCGACAAGGGACUCAAGCAGUGGAAAUUCGCAUGGUCCAAAUGCCAGGAGACCAAGCUGGUUUUUGAAAAGAAGCUGGAAGCGGCUUUGAGAACCAGGAGGGCACUGCUGUUGGAGCAGCCACAGGUGGGCAGUGAGGCUGGCAGCGUGUCUCACCGCAGGCAUUCGGAGGGGGCUGCCCCCGGUCCGCAGUGGGACAGAACUCCUGGCACGUCCCACGGCCGGCCCAGUCGCUCCACGGGCUGGACUAAAGAGAAAGCUCCCUUGCCCUCCCUGAGCUGCCCUGGUGAUUUUGGUGCUGGGGAAGAAUUUGCCUCCCAAGCUGCUCUCGUGGCCGGGCCUCACGUUGGCAGAGUUUCUUUUGGAAGCGGGGCCUGCAAGUCACCAAAACUGCCCGAGGAGAAGUCAAACCUGGAGAGCAUCUUAGAAACGCUGGAGAUGAAGCCAUCCUGUGCCUCCACUCCCACUUCUGGGAAGCUGCCUCCCAAGAGGAUGCUCCGUAAGGCCCAAAGCUUCGACCUGCCCUGCGGCGAGAGCCUGUGGUCGGGCUGCCAGAGGACACUGAGCGAGCCGGCCAGGUACGGCAACACCGGUGUCUUCAUCAAGGGGCUGGAGGUGAGCAGCACGGAGCUGGUGGACAGGACAUUUGCACUGCGGCAGCUGGAGGGACAGCGGGGCUGUGGCUCUGCAGAGGCCAGGAGCUGGGGCAGGAAGAGAGCACUGCUGGUAUCAAGUGAUGAGGGCCCACAGAAGUGUGGCACUCAGGGUCAUACAAAGCCCGUGCCAAUGUGCUGCAGCAGAGCAGAAGCAGCGUGCCAUGCCCUCACACUCCUUUGGGGCUGUACCUGGACUGACAGGGAGGCCCUUCAAGCACUCUGUGGCAGCUACUUCAGAGGUAUGGUAGUGUUUGUAGUUGCCCUUUAGGGCUGAAAUCUCUGUUGCAGUGACCAAC
Meleagris gallopavo (turkey) is the source of this 5441-nucleotide messenger RNA. RefSeq names its product pleckstrin homology and RhoGEF domain containing G4 (gene PLEKHG4). Lineage: Eukaryota; Metazoa; Chordata; Aves; Galliformes; Phasianidae. Gene Ontology annotation, molecular function: guanyl-nucleotide exchange factor activity. The record is from RefSeq and is a predicted model, not a curated record.